AUGAGCUCGUACCCGUCGCCGGCCCACUCGUCGCUCCCGAGCUUGCCACCGCAUCCGCUGUAUGUGCGCCCGUCCUCGUUUCCUUCGACGCGCCUCGUUUUCAACGCGAUGACGCCGCCGCAGACCGAGCACGCGCUCAACAUGUCGGUCGACGAGAUCGAGGACGAUGACAACGGACGCCUAGCGCUGGCCCUUUUUCAUUGCAUGUAGGAGGGUAAACA
Messenger RNA from Saprolegnia diclina VS20, 221 nucleotides. RefSeq lists its product as hypothetical. Lineage: Eukaryota; Oomycota; Saprolegniomycetes; Saprolegniales; Saprolegniaceae. The record is from RefSeq and is a predicted model, not a curated record. The transcript has 2 exons. Bases 1 to 210 code for a protein of 69 amino acids.